AUGUCUACCCCAACCACCUACGCAGCAUGGACCGUUCCGGCAACAGCCACCAAGCUGUCUGACCUAACGAAGCAGGAAAAGGCCAUCCCAACCCCAGGGCCCAAACAAGUCCUCCUCAGGAUGACCGCAGCCUCCCUGAACUACCGCGACGUCCUCGUCUCCACCCGCUCCCCCCAAUACCCAGGAGACCAUAAACCCGACCUCGUGCCCGGCUCCGACGGAGCCGGCAUCAUCCACUCGACUGGCGCAGGCUCUAUCUGGAGCGAUAAGAAAGGACUCGCAGUCAUGUUCAACCAGAACGGGUGGCUGUCGGGAGACUUUUGCAACCUGGACUUUGCCACGAUCCUAGGCGGCACGAGCCAGGAUGGCACGUUGCAAGAGUAUCUUGUGCUGCCUGAUGAGUGGAUUGUCGAGCAGCCAAAGAACUUGACGGCAGUUGAGGCGGCCUCUCUGACGACGGCUGGGGCGACGGCUUGGUCUGCGAUUCGUGGGCAGCUUGAUGGAAGGCUGGAUGGGAGUGUUGGAGAUUGGAUCGGGGGCUGGACUGAUAGGAGAUUGGAAGGGAAGUGGGUGCUUACCCUGGGGACGGGUGGCGUUAGCUGUUUUGCGAUCCAGAUUGCUUCGGCUCUUGGUGCGACGGUCAUCGCUACUUCCUCUUCGGACAGCAAGCUCGAGAUCGCGAAGAGUCUCGGCGCGACGCACCUCAUCAACUAUGUCACCACGCCGGAUUGGGACGAAGAAGUCUCUAGAAUCACUGGCGGCAAGGGCGUCGAUCACGUUAUCGAGACAGGUGGUGCAGGCACGUUGAUGAAAUCCAUCAACAGCACCCGCGUCGGCGGUUUGAUCAGCAUGCCAGGUGUUUUGACACCGAACGCGCCUAUCGAUGCGGCUUUUGUCCCAAGUAUCUUAUUUACUGCAAAGACUGGUAAGCCUUUGACCAUCUCUCCUGGAUCACAUGCCAAGUAUGCUGACAACGAAAACACAGUAAAAGGAUGUUGCGCCUUCCCGCGUAAUGCAGUUGUCGAACUAGCGCAGUUCGUUGAAGCGCACGGCAUCAAGCCAGUGGUGGCGCACGACUAUCCUUUUGACCAGACGGUUGAGGCAUUUGAGAUGAUGGCGAAGCAGAGCGCUGUGGGCAAGAUCGCUGUCAAGAUUGGCGAUGGCACAGUCUACGCAUACCAACACAAAUAUUCGAAAGCGCUCAUUGCAGUAAAAACUCCUAUUGCGUACAACACUCCUUACCAUGCAUCUCAAGCAGCUAAACGCAUCAAAGAAGAAAUCGCAAAUCUUACCAUCCUCGGUCAGCAUGAGCACAUCGCCGGAAUGUUAGCAUGGUCGCAUAACCAUCAUCCCGCGGCCCCAGCAAUCUUCCUUCCAUUCUGCGAGCUAGGAGAUCUUCUUGCAUACAUGGCCAGCUAUAAAGAGCAGCAACUCCGGCAUUCAAAACUCAUUAUACGAACACCCGAAGUCACAAUCUGGAAGUGUCUUCGCGACAUGGCCCUUGCUCUAGAUUACUUGCACAACAUGAACGACGAGUUUGGCUACAUACACAACGACGUCAAACCAGACAACAUCUUGGUCGAAUUUCCCAAAGGCUGGAAUCCAAAAGAUGGGAUCCCUGAUGAGCCGGUAUUCAGAUUGACCGACUUCGCUCGCAUGACACGAUACCCUCUACCCGAAGGUGAGAAGCCCAAAAAAGAUUUCCUUGGCACACCCGAAUGGGCACCACCAUUAGCCGAACAAGAGAAGCAGCGGCCGUCCGUUGAUAUCUGGGCUCUGGGUGCGACCUUACAAACGCUCGCUUUGAGAAUAUAUCCUGUCCAAUCGCGGGAGGCUUUCGUCGAGAGUCGGAUUAAGGCAAACAAACCCGCGCCUAUCCUGAUUGACGACGGCGCUUGGAAACAACUAAAAUGGCGAGGAACUGAUAAAUCACCACGACGUCCGUAUGUCCAUCUGCGCCAACGGCGCGGACGCGUACAGCGCUUGGAAGCAUUGGCCAUACACUAG
This is a messenger RNA of Alternaria conjuncta, 2007 nucleotides long. RefSeq lists its product as uncharacterized. The transcript has 4 exons. Gene Ontology annotation, molecular function: protein kinase activity; oxidoreductase activity; ATP binding. NCBI's taxonomy places the organism in Eukaryota, Fungi, Ascomycota, Dothideomycetes, Pleosporales, Pleosporaceae. Gene Ontology annotation, biological process: protein phosphorylation. The coding region runs from base 1 to 2007 and encodes 668 amino acids. The record is from RefSeq and is a predicted model, not a curated record.